This is a messenger RNA of Nerophis ophidion (straightnose pipefish), 5896 nucleotides long. RefSeq names its product ataxin 1-like (gene atxn1l). Gene Ontology annotation, biological process: anatomical structure development; regulation of DNA-templated transcription. Lineage: Eukaryota; Metazoa; Chordata; Actinopteri; Syngnathiformes; Syngnathidae. The transcript has 3 exons. Gene Ontology annotation, molecular function: RNA binding; protein binding. Gene Ontology annotation, cellular component: nucleus. The record is from RefSeq and is a predicted model, not a curated record. Bases 278 to 2650 code for a protein of 790 amino acids.
GAGGAUGAGAUUGAAGCAACCGUGUGACGUCAUCGACGCGCGCCACGGCCGGCCUUCGAGAUGGGCUCGACUUGUGAGCCUUGAUUUUUGUCAGACAUCUCAUCUUAUCAACUUAUUUUCCUCACACCGACGUCUGUUCGCGAUGACAAUUGGGGGAGAGCCAUCAGCGGAAGUCAGCCCGGGGAUUUCAGAGCUGGUUUCUGUGAGGCCCCACUGGCUUGCAAGUUUUAGCUCCUGUGCCAUACAGUGAAGACAGUUUCUCGGCCAGAGUGUUGCAAUGAAACCAGCUCAGGAGCGCAACCAGGAGUGCCUGCCUCCUAAGAAGAGGGACCUCCCUGUUAGUAACUGUGGUGGAUCUGCAGGUACUGCGGGAGUUGGAUUGGCACUGGGUGGAAUAAGUGGUGGUGGUGGUGGUGGUGUCAGUAGCGGUGUCGGAGAGGAUGAAAUGGGUUCCAUCCAGAACUCUGCAGCCAUCAGUGAUUCUCAGACUUCCCCUCCUUCUGGAGAGUGGCUGCGAGCUCAGCCAGGACUUCACUUUGGAAUGGACACUUCUGAGAGCAUACCAGCAGUGCCAGUAGACCAGUACAGUAUGCUUUAUAAAGUGGCUGUACCAUCUGUUACAUACUCGCCCACCAGUCCUCACCCAGUUUUAAGCCACAUCUCCCCAACAUACACUGUACACUCUCCACUCUUGCAGCAUCCAGGCCUUCCUUAUCCUCCUUUGGGUUACGCCCAGCUCCCUCAUUCCUCCCUGCAGUUUGUCAGCUCCCCAUAUGGACCAUUACCCUACGCUUUAACCCCCGGCUUCGUCCCUGGUUCAUUAAUCUCCCCCUCAGGCAGCAUCCCUCAGGCCCACCUGGUUCCUUACCCGUCUGUCAUACAAGAAGGUGUGGUCUCCCCUCCUCCACAGGCUCAGGUAGCCGCUCAUACUUUUCCCAAAGUGUCAGCUCCCGGCGGCGUCCCGCUAAUGUUGCCUUCAGAGCAGACCGCCCAGCAGCACCUUGGUGCCGUCGGAGUCCUGUCCGCGUCCGAGCUUAGCUCACGGGUGAUGCCGGUCUUCUAUCACCCUCAGGGUGGUGCAAGAGCUGCCACCACCACCACCACCUCCACCUCCUACAGGGACCCCCACAGUGGGUUGCAGGAAAAGGAGCCAGAGGUGAACGGCAAGGAUAAAGAUCAAGCAGCUCGAGAGGUCGCACCGGACUACCAUGGAAGGAAUGCACGUUUGCAACAGGGCGCGGCCAUCUCUGCAGCGCACGACUCCAACCAGAAACGCAGGCUGAGCUCACCGGGCCAGCGUAGCACUCCAGACAGUGACUUGGAGGUGCAGCAGAUGGUUGGCAGUUGGAUCUCCAGCCAAAGUUCUGCCGGAGGGCGCAAGGAGGUCUCUUUCACUCCUUUGAAUCUCUCUCAGAGUGUCCAGAGAGCCAGAGACAUCCAUGUAGAGAACACUUCUGGCCGUGCUGCAUACGUUGCCCAGCCUGUGAGCUACAGCGACCCCAGAGUGACAAACCUCCAGCAGCACCAACAAGCAGGGCAGCCUGCUCAUGCUGUCAUGCUAGCCAAUGGGCAGCCGGUGUUAAUCCCUAUGGAAUAUCACCCACAGCAGCACUAUUCAGCACAGGAUCACGAUGGCUCUCCUAAACCCAGCUUUAAAGUGUCAGGUCCUUCAUCCAGAGCGUGCCUGCCUGAUAGGGAUGUGAGCAAGCCAACGGCCGCUCAGCCACCUCAGCCUGCUGUCCAGCUCUCUGCCGAGGUGACCCAGGCCUUAUCUUCCGGCACCGUCCUCGCGCCGGCUCCCAGCAGCCCAUCGCACUUCAUGAAGGGAGCCAUUAUUCAGUUGGCCACCGGGGAGCUGAAGCGUGUGGAAGACCUGCAGACUCAAGACUUUGUGCGGAGCGCCGAGCUGAGCGGGGGCCUCAAGAUUGACUCCAGCAUGGUUGUGGACAUCCACGCUAACCAGCAGAGGCCUGGCCUUGUGACGCUGCACUUUACCGUGGGUGAGCAGCAGAGCAAAGUGACCAUCGACGUUCCUCCGGAGCACCCCUUUUUUGUUUUCGGUCAAGGCUGGUCGUCCCACAGCCCGGAGCGCACCACUCAGCUCUACGGCUUGGCCUGCCAUCAGAUGCAAGUAGGAGACGUGUGCGUGUCCAUCACCCUGCAGCAGCCUCCACAGCAGCAGAAAGCAGCGCAACACAAUCAUCCCCAGCAGCAGAUCCUGUCCAGAACAUUAAGCAAAACUGCCACCACGUCAGAACCUACUCACCAGCUCAUGGGGCCACCUGCUCCGCAGCAGUCCCGCCCUCAGGCUCAUUUCAGGAUAGAGCGCACGCACAGAGACAGGCCCAGGGAGGCAGACAGAGACAACAAGGAAGAAGCCACGCACCCUGAACCCCCCGUUAGACCGAGUCGGACCUCAGGUGAGCACGCUAAGAGUCAGAGCGGCUACCAGUUGCACACAGACGCCUCUGCCUUCGCGGAUGCGGCCAUGGGGGCCAUGCACAGGCGCUGGUCCUCUCCUGGCCUCCAAAGAUACAACAUGAAGGGAGACACAGUUCCUCAAAUCAGCACAUCUGGACACAUCCGACCCUCGUUCAUCCCCCAGGAGGUCAAACUCUCCAUUGAGGGACGCUCUAAUGCAGGGAAGUAGCAUCAUCAUCAUCUUUUUUUAUGAGCAACUAGUUGGUGUUAUUAUCAUGACAAGGGCAGGAAAAAGAGAAUGUAGGCUGAGAAGAUUUUUGCACAUCCAACUAGAAAAAAAAUCUUCUGUGUCGCCACGUGCAAAGGAGAACUUUGGAGUUUCCCCAGUAGGUUUGUCUUCUCUGUCACCACUUCCUUAUUUGGAACAUCCUCGCUUGCUAAUUGGACGAGCCUGCGAUGACUCUGGAUCGUGGUCAGAUCUCAAAAGCCUAACCAUUCCUGAGAUUGUGUUUCUUCUUUUUUAGGCAUUGAACUUAAACAAGGACAUUUGUUGUUGUUCUUUGACAUUAGCUGUCAGCGCACCUUAUAGGAGGACAACAAAGUGUCACACUUGUCUUACAAUCCAGUUAGUGAUCAAACAAUCAGUGUCUUUACUUACACACACACACACACACAAACACACACACACACACACACACACUUUUGCCCACUAACACUUUUGUGUGUUAUUUCAACAUGAGUACAACAGACUGGAAUAAAGACGAGUCUCUAGAGCAGGGGUCAAAGGACAACUUUUCUCCAUAUUGGAUCACUUUGUCAUUGUCUGGUUGCUGUUACGUUUUCUUUUCACACAAGUUAAGCUAACUUGAGUUGACAACCCAAAAUGCGAUGUACAAUAGAAGACAACUGUUGUUUCGGUAGACCCCUGCUCUCGUCAGAUGUUCUAUUCCAGUAUGAUUAGUGAACAGCCUUGUGCUCCCUUGGUGUACCUCAGACAGCUGUUUUUACAAGGUUCGUCUCUUGAAUGCAUUGAUUUGCCUAGGAUGCAAUAGUAAGCAAUAUUGUCCCCUUAUCCCCCACCAGCAGCGGCAGUGUGUCUGUUACGUUUUCAGGUGAUGCACCCGCUCCAUCUUCUUACACUGAGACCUUUCUUCUCGUCCUUUGUUUUACUCUUGUCCGUCGUACCUUCCACCUUUUUGUACCAGCACAUUGCUCGAUUAAUUGAUUUGAUUCAGUCCUUGGUUAAUUCUUCGGUUCAUUUGUUUGGUUCAUUCCUAGGUUCAUUGCUUUGGUUCAUUCCCUAGGUUCAUUGCUUUGGUUCAUUCCAAUGUUCAUUGCUUUGGUUCAUUCCUAGGUUAUUUGCUUUGGCUCAUUCCUAGGUUCAUUGCUUUGGUUCAUUCCUAGGUUAAUUCCUUGGUUAAUUUCUAGGUUAUUUGCUUUGGCUCAUUCCUAGGUUCAUUGCUUUGGUUCAUUGAUUUGGCUCAUUCCUAGGUUCAUUGCUUUGGUUCAUUCCUAGGUUAAUUCCUUGGUUCAUUCCUAGGUUCAUUGCUUUCGCUCAUUCCUAGGUAAAUUCCUCGGUUCAUUGGUUUGGUUCAUUCCUAGGUCAAUUCCUUGGUUCAUUGCUUUGGUUUAUUGCUUUGGUUCAUUCCUAGGUUAAUUCACCGGUUCAUUGGUUUGAUUAAUUCCCAUGGGUCAUUGCUUCAAAGGGACUACAUUUAGACUUAUGUUUACUAAUCAGCCAAGAUGAAUGCUGCACUUUCCUCACUCCUAUCAAUAAGUGCAAUUAGGUCGCACACAGAAUCAUUUGGAGGUUUGUAAUCAGGCGACGCACACAUUCCUACUGAAAAAACAAACAAAAAAACACCUGACUGUUGUGUUUAUGCUUUUUAACGUAGUCUCUCCUGGCUGUUUCGCUGUUAGUUUGGAUCGAAAUGUGGAUCAUGCAACAUCCUCCAUUGCCGGACCCUUAUUUGUUACGCUUAGCUACGGGGUUUUAAUAGUGUUGUCCUUCUAUGCAGUAAACACUUAGCUCAUUGGCGUCAUUUGGACAUUUAAAAGUGUCCCCUGUGACAUUACCUCUUGCCCAGCAGGGGGCGCCUGAGUUGAAGCGGCUGUCACUGUGAGUACUUGCACUAAAUGUCUCCUCUUGGUCGGCAGUGUUGUUGCUUUAACCUAAAGAGUCACAACAGCAGGAAUACCCAGGUUGUGUGCGUUGAUUAUGUAGUUGUUUGUUGCCUUAACUUCUGCUUUGUGUGUGUGUGUUUGUGUGUGUGUGUGUGUGUGUGUGUGUGUGUGUGUGUGUGUGUGUGUGUGUGUGUGUGUGUGUGUGUGUGUGUGUGUGUGUGUGAGAGAGAGAGAGAGAGAGAGAAUCAACAUAUUUGAGGCUGACAUUGCUUGGAAGCAGAAAUUGGGACAUUGAAUAGACUAAAGUAUUUGUGACACCUUGCUCUGUUCUCUUGAAGCUGCAGUAGUCAAUAACAUAUUGCUAAAGUGAAGAAGAUAUGAAUUGAUGAGUGGGGGGGUGUCCCAAUACAUUGGUCCAUAGAGUGUAUGCCGAUGUCUCCCAAAGCGGUUUUUCAAACCCACCAGGGAAUCCGCAACAAAGUCAAAGUUGUGUGUGCUCAUAUUUUUGUGUGCUUGCUUCUCAUCCAGCAAAAACUUGAAUGGCGUCUGGUGGCAGACUGGAACGUGGGUUUGUGUUUGUGUUUGUGUUUGCGUUUGCGUGCGUGCGUUGAUGGUGGUCUAGUUCCUGUUGUUUAGCCAUUUUAUUCAAUUUUUUUCUUUUUUUUUAAAUUUCAAUGAGGAAAACAAAAUACAACGGUUGAAAGUUUUAAAAAAGUGUGUGUUUUCCACUUUGGAUGGAUUUGUUGUACUUUUUGGCACAAGAUGACACUGCUUUUUCAUGUGAUGUUAAACUGAAAGAUAGAAAAAAAAUAUAAAAACGUGUUUGUUUUUUCUCCCAAAAUGCCUAAAUCUGCAAACUAUAUGCAAAGAUGUAAAUGUAACAUUGAAUCCUCAAGUAUAAUCCAGGUUGUAUGGACUUUGUACCGUGAUUUUUAAUAUCGUAUGGUCGUACCAAUCUGUAUUGAUCUUUUAUCAGAAGCCUUAUAGAGUUUUGUCCACCCAAAGUGUACCCUUAGACUUUACCCUACAUGAAUUUAACAAAGCAUUAAUAUUUCUAUUUUGUUUGCUUUUUUAAUUAUUUUUUGUACUUUUUUUGGAUAAAUUUAGAUUUGUACUGUAUAUUUGUACCUCUGUGAACUACUUUAGGGCUGUUUUGUUAUUUUGUAUUUUUAUUUGUGUUGUUUGUUUGCCUGUUUUCUUUUUAUGUACUUUUAAAGACACAAAGAUAUUGUAUUUUUAUUGUUACAGCUAACUUGGAGACGUUGCAGUUAUGUUAUGUCCACACAAUAUAAUAUAUAUAUAUAUAUAUAUACACACACAUAUAUACAAAUAUAAACUAUUAUCAAAAUUG